CGUUACCGGUUUUUCAGGGCUUUUUCAAAGAGAACAAUCUUUUAGCAGCUCCAAGCAGCGCCAUCUGUAUAUUCAUUAGCCAGGCAAUAAAAGUGUGGAUAAGUUGUGUUUUGGAGAACUGUCAAAUCGGGUUGUCAAAUUUCCUCCCCCUUUGCGUUUCUGUCUGCCUCCUCUUUUGGGUAUUGAAGUGGGAGCAAGAUCGAACAGACUGCUCGACAAACACAAAACAGAAACAAAAAAUGUUGUAAGAAUGACUCAACCGAAUCGAUUAAUUACAAAACGGUGUGCAACUUUCUAAUCGGGAAGGUGGAAUAAGGACUAGAGCUGAUCAGGAUGAUGAUCUGGUGAAUCAAAGUAUUUUGAUGGAAUGGCUACCCGACGGGACAUUCUGAAGACGUCGAUGGAUUCACUACCUAGCGCCAGCGACCCUCUGAGGGAGCUGUUCGAGGCCUGCAAGAUUGGUGACAUCGCCAGAGUCAGGAAACUGGUCACUCCCUCCACGGUCAACGCCAGAGAUACAGCUGGCAGGAAGUCCACCCCCUUGCAUUUUGCAGCUGGUUAUGGUAGACGAGAUGUGGUGGAAUUCCUCCUUUCAGCUGGAGCCUCAAUACAAGCCAGAGAUGAUGGUGGCUUGCACCCAUUACACAAUGCAUGCUCUUUUGGUCAUGCAGAUGUGGUUAGAUUACUAUUAGAAGCUGGGGCUAAUCCUAAUACCAGGGAUAAUUGGAACUAUACACCACUUCAUGAGGCAGCUAUCAAGGGCAAGGUUGAUGUGUGCAUAGCUCUUCUGCAACAUGGAGCAGAUGUGAAUAUAAGGAAUACAGAAGGCAAAACACCACUUGAGGUAGCUGAUCCAUCUACUCGACCUGUACUGACUGGAGAAUAUAGGAAAGAUGAACUGUUAGAGGCUGCUAGGUCGGGAGCAGAAGAUAGGCUUUUAUCACUUUUAACUCCUUUGAAUGUCAACUGCCAUGCAAGUGAUGGUAGAAGAUCAACACCUUUACACCUAGCUGCCGGAUACAAUAGACACAGGAUUGUACAACUUCUAUUGCAGCAUGGAGCUGAUGUGCAUGCAAAGGAUAAAGGAGGUCUUGUUCCCCUUCAUAACGCCUGUUCCUACGGGCAUUUUGAGGUGACGGAAACCCUCAUUCGCCACGGUGCCAACGUAAACGCCAACGACCUAUGGGCAUUCACUCCACUCCACGAAGCAGCUUCCAAGUCCCGACAAGAGGUGUGUUCUCUGUUGCUGAGUGAAGGAGCUGAACUCUACCAAGCCAACUGCCACGGGAAGACUGCUAUAGAUGUCGCCCCUACGAGAGAGCUCCAAGAUAGACUAAUAUAUGAAUAUAAAGGCCACCAAUUAUUGGAUGCCGCUCGUCAAGCUGACAUCGCCAAACUGAAGAAGGCCACAGACAUCUUGGAUUUCAAACAUCCAUAUACAGGAGACACUGUCCUUCACGCUGUAGCUUCGUCGCCCCAUCCGAAGAGGAGACAGGCUGCAGACGUUUUGAUCAGGAAAGGGGCGCAUCUGGACGAUAAAAAUAAGGAUUUUCUUACUCCGUUGCAUGUUGCUGCUGACAAUGGGGCGUUGGAUGUGGUUGAGGUUUUGUUGAGACAUGGGGCCAAGGUGAAUGCUUUGGACGGGUUGGGUCAGACAGCUCUACAUAGAUGUGCAAGAGAAGAUAACGUCCAGGCAUGUAGAAUAUUACUCAGCUACAACGUUGACACUACUAUUGUUUCACUACAGGGUUAUACUGCAGCUCAAAUGGCGUCCGAAAACGUCUUGAAAUUAUUGCAAGAUCCUCCUCCCACGAGUGGUAGCAGCUUGACAACCUGUGCAUCAGCAGCAACUUCUUGCAUCACUGCAGUGACGAAUGCUGACACAGAAUGUAGGCUGUUGGAAGCUGCAAAGUCGGGCGAUCUCGAACAGGUUCGUCGGUUAGUGGCUGCACAUCCUCACUCAGUCAACUGUCGAGACUUGGAUGGUAGACACUCGACUCCACUGCAUUUUGCAGCAGGAUACAACAGGGUAGCUGUAGUUGAGUUUCUGCUAGGGCAAGGGGCUGAUGUCCAUGCCAAGGAUAAAGGUGGGCUGGUUCCUCUCCAUAAUGCUUGUUCAUAUGGCCACUAUGAAGUUACUGAGUUAUUAGUAAAACAUGGUGCCAGUGUGAACGUCGCUGAUUUAUGGAAGUUUACGCCUUUACACGAAGCUGCCGCCAAAGGAAAAUAUGAAAUAGUCAAAUUAUUGCUCAAGCAUGGUGCCGACCCAAGCAAGAAAAAUAGGGACGGUGCCACUCCUUUAGAUUUAGUCAGAGAUAGCGAUCAAGACGUAGCGGAUUUACUCAGGGGUAACUCAGCUCUUUUGGAUGCUGCCAAAAAGGGUAACUUAGCUAGAGUACAAAGGCUCGUUACCCCAGAGAAUAUCAACUGCAGGGACGCUCAGGGUAGAAAUUCAACACCUCUUCAUUUAGCUGCCGGUUAUAACAACGUCGAAGUCGCCGAGUUCCUUCUGGAACAUGGCGCAGAUGUGAACGCGCAGGACAAAGGAGGCCUCAUUCCUCUACACAACGCUUCUAGUUAUGGUCACCUUGACAUCGCUGCAUUGCUGAUAAAACAUAACACGGUAGUUAAUGCGACUGAUAAGUGGGGAUUUACGCCUCUUCACGAAGCUGCUCAAAAGGGUAGAACACAGUUAUGCGCCUUGCUGCUCGCCCACGGCGCCGAUCCAUUCCUGAAGAACCAGGAGAACCAAGCACCCGUGGACCUGGCGCAAGCCGAAGACGUCCGCUGUCUCCUGCAAGACGCGAUGGCCUCCCAGCAAGGCGUGCCCACUGCCCCUCCUCUACCCCCUCUACCUCUAAUCGCCGCCGCCAUUUCCGGUGGAAAUUCCUCGGCCGACGUCCCCACUACACCGAGGUCGAGACCGCCGUCGGUGGCGCUAGCUUCGCACGCAUCCGCUCCGAGUCUCAUAACAGAGACGGUGAUCAUGCCUUCGGGGGCUGCGGUGCAACUAUCAGUCCCAGUCGCAAUGCAGCCACCUUUGCCGCUAUCUGCAGAAGCCAAAUCAGAAUCCGAAAAUGAUCCAUCUGCGAGUUUGCACUCAGUAGCCGAAUUUUUGACCAGUCUGGGGCUAGAACAUCUUUUGGACAUCUUUGAAAGAGAGCAGAUCACCUUGGACAUCCUCGCCGAGAUGUCUCACGAGGAACUAAAGCAAAUUGGAAUUUCAGCAUAUGGUUUUAGACACAAGCUUAUCAAAGGUAUGGAACGACUAGUAGCGAAUUCUGGAAGCUUAUGGUCAACUCCUUCUAACCCUGGAACGCUCUUAGUAGACCUUCUAGCCGACGAUAAAGAAUAUAUCACUGUUGAGGAAGAAAUGCAAAAUGGAAUUCGAGAACAUAGGGAUAACGGGCAUGCUGGAGGAGUAUUCACAAGAUAUAAUAUAGUGAGGAUCCAGAAAGUGCAGAACCGCAAGCUAUGGGAACGUUAUGUGCACAGACGCCGCGAAGUGGCCGAAGACAACAAUAAUCAAGCUUGCGAACGCAUGCUGUUCCACGGUUCUCCGUUCAUCAACGCUAUCGUUCAGAAAGGAUUCGACGAGAGACACGCGUACAUCGGCGGCAUGUUCGGUGCAGGGAUCUACUUUGCCGAGCAUUCUAGCAAAAGCAACCAGUACGUGUAUGGUAUCGGAGGUGGUACCGGGUGUCCUACGCAUAAAGAUAGGAGUUGCUAUACGUGUCACAGGCAUCUACUAUUAUGCAGAGUGACUCUAGGAAAGUCAUUUUUGCAAUUUAGCGCAAUGAAAAUGGCGCAUGCUCCUCCUGGCCAUCACAGCGUCGCUGGAAGGCCUUCAGUUGGUGGUUUGUAUUUCCCCGAGUACGUGGUAUACAGAGGAGAACAGGCAUAUCCGGAGUAUUUUAUCACCUAUCAAAUUUGCAAGCCAGAAGAAUUUUCAAAUGGUGCAGAUUCGGAUGUUAGGUGAUUUCCGGAGCGAUGGUUAUUUUUGCCCCCAACAAAAACCUUCCAAGACUACAUCUGUGGAAUGCUGUGCGAUACUUUUAGGUGUAUUAUUCCCGCGAAGAAAAAAUGUAGCUGCGGAGAACAUACAAAACAGUAAAACACCGAAUAUUUUGACAGAAUGCAGUAGAAAUAGACAUAUUUAUAAAAUUCGGUCCAUUUAACGAUAAAUAUAAAGGUUGUGCCAAAUUAUACAGCUCAGUGGUAAACUACUAUUCUGUCAAAACACGAUCUCGCUUUUCUUAGAAGGAAAAGGUGCUUCGAAAGACUUGUAUUCUUAAUUUUCCUCAAUUAGAAAGACAGUUUUGGACAUAUUUCAUUGGUAAAUUUACCAUUUGACGAAAAUUGUUUCAAUAUAUUCUUGUGAAAUUCGUACCUAUACCAUAAUGAAUAAAGAUAAUAAGCUUUUUGAAUGUUGGACGUUAUAAGACAUCUUUCUUGAGAUAAAUAGAAAAAUAACUGGUUACAGACAGGUAAUGUUAUUCUUUCAAAAUCUUACAUCAUGAGAUUUACAAAAAAAAUGAAUGUUAUUUCAACGAGUUUUAGCAUGUUGAUUAAGGACUUAUUAUUUUUAUUAAGUGUAAAAAUAUAUUAAAGUCGAAUACAUAUACAGUUAUUCCUCAAGUUAUAAUAAAUAUAUAAUAUUUAAAAAAUCCACAACUGUUCGUUCUGAUUUUGAAAAAAAUGCUGGAGAUUGAAAUAAUGUGUUCAUUAUUCUGUAUAUAUAUAUACUUAUUGUAAUAUAGGACUGUUUGUUUUGAUGUAAGGCAUUUAUUUAUUCCGUUUUUUAUUAUUGUUAAAUAUAAAAUGAUUUUUUUAUCAAAUGUGAUAUAAAGUUUACUGUUUUUAAUUAUACUUAACGGUGUGGUUUGAUAAUUAUCAAUUGUAUGCUAUCAUUUCUCCAGAAAAUAAACAAAUAUAUUGC
Acanthoscelides obtectus is the source of this 4939-nucleotide messenger RNA. The record is from the annotation of a GenBank genome assembly. Lineage: Eukaryota; Metazoa; Arthropoda; Insecta; Coleoptera; Chrysomelidae.